Messenger RNA from Benincasa hispida (wax gourd), 681 nucleotides. Lineage: Eukaryota; Viridiplantae; Streptophyta; Magnoliopsida; Cucurbitales; Cucurbitaceae. The record is from RefSeq and is a predicted model, not a curated record.
AUGUUUUUGCAACCUAUAGUCGGUGAGAGCAUACCGACUGGAUCGACUAGAGUAGGAGCUGCUCUGCGCAGCACAGAAGGAAAUUCCAGCAGUGGUGCUUCCAGCUCGUCGACAGCACUUGAGGUAAAUCCUCAAUAUGAAGCAUGGAUGGUUGUAGAUCAACUUCUCCUCGGUUGGCUGUAUAACUCCAUGACACCAGAGGUUACCAUUCAAGUGAUGGGAUGUGGAUGUGCAAAGGAUCUAUGGACUAGUAUUCAACAACUCUUUGUUCUUCAGUCCAGGGUUGAAGAAGAUUAUCUGAGACAUGUGUUUCAAAGAACCAGAAAAGGUAAUUUGAAAAUGGAGGAUUACCUUCGAUCUAUGAAAAUGAAUGCUGACAAUCUCGAAAAAGCUGGUAGUCCUAUGCCACAAAGAACUCUUGUUUCACAGGUACUACUAGGACUUGAUGAAGAAUACAAUGCCAUCGUGGCCACGAUCCAAGGGAGAGCGGACAUGCCGUGGCUUGAUAUGCAGUUAGAACUUCUCCUGUAUGAAAGGAGAUUGGAACAUCAGUCAAACCAAAAGAUGACAGUAGGCUUCAACCAAGUCAGUAAUGUAUCAGGGAAUAUGACAAACACAAGACAUGUCAACCAAAACAACAAGUCCAAUAGCAGCAAUCAGUCUACUGGGGGAGGACAAUGA